AAGGGCAGAAAAGUGAGGAGCGGCGCGUGUUCCUUACUACCCAAUCAUCAGCAACGUGGGGGUCGGGUUCCCGGAAAGCUGUUUCCCACGCGCAGACUCCCGCGCGUGAAAAAGCGUCGCCCUUUUUCUGUCAUUCAUCUGAGGGUGGAGUAGCCGUACGUGUAUCUGCUCCACUCUCAUUCGCUUUGCUAUUUCGGUCUCAUUCACUUCUUCACUCACUCACUCACUCUCUCACACAGCACAAACCUCUUUUCCCUCUCAUCAUCAUAAGCCAUCUUCUUCUCCGAUCGCAUGGACACUCGCCGGAAACUCAAAUCCCGGCCACUCUCCGGCUAAAUGCUCCCUUCCCCCGAGUCCCGGAGCGACGACGACGACGAUGAUGCAGAAUACGUGAUCGUGAUCAUCCCUUCCAUUCCAGAGACCACUGUUUCCGUGACAAUCUCAUCCGCACUCUCUCGCAAUGGCGGCGACGAACGCCGGCGCGUUGGUGGAGUCGUCCUCCGCCGACGAAGCGGCGGCGAAGACGGCACAGAAGCGCUACGAGGGGCUUCUGAUGGUUCGAAACAAAGCGAUAAAGGGAAAAGGCGCAUGGUACUGGACACACCUGGAACCCUUACUGGUUCACAACACCGAAACGGGACUCCCCAAAGCAGUGAAACUCCGUUGCACCCUCUGCGACGCUGUUUUCUCCGCCUCCAACCCUUCACGCACCGCCUCCGAACACCUCAAACGCGGCACGUGCCCCAAUUUCAACUCCGCCGCCAAACCCAUUUCUUCUGUCUCCCCUGUUGUCGUUCCUUCUUCUUCGCCCUCUUCAGCUUCUCCCUUUUCGGCUCAGCACAACCAUCGCAAGCGAACAACGACUUCGCCUUCUGCUUCGGGUUCCGGUUCGGGUUCCCUCUACCACGCGCCAUCGCGGUUCGGGUCGGCUUUGGUUCCGCAGCAGCCGCAUUUGGUGCUGUCAGGUGGGAAAGAGGAUUUGGGGGCUUUGGCCAUGUUGGAGGAUAGCGUGAAGAAGCUGAAGAGUCCCAAAACUUCUCCUGGGCCCGCUUUGAGUAAGGCCCAAAUCGAUAGCGCGAUUGAGUUUUUGGGCGAUUGGGUAUACGAGUCUUGUGGCUCCGUGUCUUUCGCGAGUUUGGAGCACCCGAAGUUCCGAGCUUUUCUGUCACAGGUUGGUUUGCCGGCGGUGUUUCCACGAGAGCUGACAGGGGCGAGGUUGGAGGCGAGGUUCGAGGAGGCUAAGGUUGAGUCGGAGGCGAGGAUCAGGGAUGCGAUGUUCUUUCAGAUUGCGUCUGACGGGUGGAAGUGGAAUGGGAAUGUGAAUGAGAAUGGGAAGAGUUACGAUUCUGGGUUGGUGAAUUUGAGCGUGAAUCUUCCGAAUGGGACCAGCUUGUACAGAAGGGCGUUGUUUGUUACUGCUUCUGCGCCUUCCAAGUAUGCGGAGGAGGUUCUGUGGGAGACAAUAACUGGCAUUUGUGGGAAUCUCGUGCAACAGUGUGUUGGGAUAGUUGCAGACAGGUUCAAGGCCAAGGCUUUGAAAAACUUAGAGAAUCAGAAUCAUUGGAUGGUUAAUCUCGCUUGUCAGUAUCAGGGCUUCAACAGUUUGAUAAAGGACUUCGCCAAGGAACUCCCCUUGUUCAGGGCUGUGGUUCACAAUUGUCUCAAGCUCGCCAAUUUGUUCAAUUACACCUCGCAGCUGAGGAACAGUUUCCACAAGUACCAGCUGCAGGAGUACGGCCACACCUGGCUCCUGCGGGUUCCCCUGCACGAGUUUGAAUUGGGACCUGUGUAUGCUAUGAUGGAGGACACGUUGAGCUCGGUUCGGGCCUUGCAGUUGGUGCUGCUGGAUGAGCCGUUCAAGAUGGUGGCCAUUGAGGACCAGGGCGCCAGGGAGGUUGGGGACAUGAUUCGGGAUGUGGGGUUCUGGAAGGACUUGGAAGCCGUUCAUGGUUUGGUGAAAUUGGUGAAGGACAUGGCUCAGGAGAUUGAGGCAGAGAGGCCUCUGGUUGGGCAAUGCCUUCCCCUUUGGGAUGAAUUGAGGGCAAAAGUGAAGGAUUGGUCCUCCAAGUUCCACAUUGCAGAAGGGGUGGUGGAGAAGCUGGUUGAGAGAAGGUUCAAGAAGAAUUACCACCCUGCUUGGGCUGCUGCUUACAUUCUUGACCCGCUUUACUUGGUGAGGGACACCAGUGGCAAGUACCUUCCACCAUUUAAGUACUUGACACCGGAACAGGAGAAGGAUGUUGAUAGGCUCAUAACUAGGCUUGUUGCUAGAGACGAAGCACAUAUUGCUCUGAUGGAGCUGAUGAAGUGGAGAACAGAAGGGCUUGACCCGGUAUAUGCUCAAGCUGUUCAGAUGAAGGAGAGGGAUCCAGUUACUGGGAAGAUGAGGAUUGUGAAUCCACAGAGUAGUAGGCUUGUGUGGGAAACUUAUUUGACUGAAUUCAAGUCCUUGGGGAAAGUUGCAGUGAGGCUAAUAUUCCUUCAUGCAACCUCAUGUGGCUUCAAAUGCAAUUGGUCCUUGUGGAGAUGGGUUUGUGCUCAUGGCCAUCACUCCAGGACUGCACUCAACAAGGUGCAGAAGUUGAUAUUCAUUGCAGCACAUUCCAAACUUGAGAGAAGGGAUUUUUCCAAUGAUCAAGACAAGGACGCAGAGCUGUUCACCUUGGCAAAUGGUGAGGAUGAUGUGUUAAACGAAGUUCUUGUUGAUACAUCCUCAGUGUAACAUUUUUUUUUAUUUGCCCCCUUUUUUUUCUUUUUGGGUUAAUUUACUCAGUUAGGAAUUUUAAUUUUUUAGGAUUUAUUGAAUUCUUUCCACUACCCUUUUCUUCCAUCUUUCUUUUUCACCCCUCUGCAUUUUGAACACUCACUGGAAGGACUUUGAGCAACUCUCCAUGUUUAUUUACCCUGCCAUGAUCGUCAAGUUGUUAAAUAUAGGAAAGCGGGAAAGAUUGUAAUGCCCGAACUGGAAGGAUGUUGUAGAAAUUUUAUUCCUCUUGUAGUUUGAGAUAAAUAAUAUUUGUUAAGGGGAAAUUUUUAUCGAUUCUCCUUUGAUUUUAAGACCUUUUUCCCUCUCAAACUUUCUCACAGUGUUUGUAACUUAAGAAGCAUG
This is a messenger RNA of Vigna unguiculata (cowpea), 3109 nucleotides long. RefSeq lists its product as uncharacterized. The record is from RefSeq and is a predicted model, not a curated record. Lineage: Eukaryota; Viridiplantae; Streptophyta; Magnoliopsida; Fabales; Fabaceae.